Messenger RNA from Anopheles moucheti, 4750 nucleotides. RefSeq lists its product as uncharacterized. The record is from RefSeq and is a predicted model, not a curated record. Gene Ontology annotation, cellular component: nucleus; cytoplasm. Bases 98 to 3514 code for a protein of 1138 amino acids. NCBI's taxonomy places the organism in Eukaryota, Metazoa, Arthropoda, Insecta, Diptera, Culicidae. Gene Ontology annotation, biological process: regulation of proteolysis; proteasome-mediated ubiquitin-dependent protein catabolic process. Gene Ontology annotation, molecular function: ubiquitin protein ligase binding. The transcript has 10 exons.
CAAGGAGCUAAACGGCACUGAACGCUAGAUGCUACGAGCUGGACGUCAGCAGCAACGACUCCAGGUGGAACGAGAGCCGUAAUAGAGUCAAUCAAACAUGACGGCACACGAAUCGUACGGAUUCAUCGGGACGUGGGAGAUAGUGGAGUCUCAUCUGGAAGGCACCACAGACAAACUGGGUCUCGAAGGCAUCAAGUUCCGGCUCGACGAAAUGGGGGACAUUAUUUGGUACAACGAUCUAAUCAAUACAACCACAAACACCCAAAACGGCAGCGGACGAGAGUCGCAGCUCAACAAUCCCCGGCUGAGCAGUCUGAAUGGGGCGGCAUUUUGUCCCAUCAACGAUUCGGCUGCGGUACUGUUCAGCUGUGAAACGUUCGAGGUGGUGGAGCUGUCGUCGAACGGGCCGGGUCUCAUCUUCGGUGCGUACACCGGGCACAGUAUUGAGUUUCGCACCAACCACUACAAUCCGGGCGAGCAGAUGUCGCUGCGGUGUGACUGCUGGUGCGAGCUUCACUGUCAGCGCGUCAAGGAGGACCAGUCGGCUGGGCAGGAGGAACCGUUCACGCUGAUCUCCGUGCUGGACGAUGGCAACUUCUGUGAUGUGACUCUCAAGAGUUGUGAUAAUGUAAUCUACAACGUGCACUCGCCAAUUUUGCGCUUGAACGGAUUUGACUGUAGCAGUAUGACGGCGGCUUCCACCUAUCAACAUCUGGCCAGUCGCUUUGAGUGUGCCGAGGCACAGGCACAGGUUGCUGCCACACAUCCACCAUUGAUGAAAGUUUCCUCGGUACCGUGUGCCCGGGCAGUACGCACCGGUGGCACCACGUACGGUCGUGGAUCGCCCGCUAUGAUGUGUAGUGUCAGUGCGAGCGCUACCCCUAGCUUACACCCGAGCGUCCACGCUAGCCCAACGAUUCUGAACCCAAACUUUCUCCUGCCGCCAACCUCGCUCGACUCGUACAACCUGUCCCCGAAGCUGGUGGCAAACAUAUCGAACUCCUUCAACUGUCUCAUGCCGACGGCGGAUGCGAACUGUACCGAGGGUAACACGCACUCUAUUUUUCUCGAUGUGCCAAAGCGGCCGGCCCACCAAACGUCCUCCUGUUCGGAUUCGAACCUGCACAUCGACCGGAACGUGUUCUUCUUUCCCGACGCGGUACCGGCCACCUGUCGCGUGAAGUUUAAACCGCCGUCGUCACCGUUCCGCGCCCGGAGUCCAUCACCGUUUCCGGUGUCGACGCUCGAUACACCGCCGUCCUCACCAUUAACUCCAUUGUCGGUGUUGAACAACAUCCCGGCGAAGAUGCUAUCGACCAUCCUGCACUGGUUGUACUGUGAAUGUUUGCCUGAUCAGCUGGACGAGGACACUUGCAUACAGCUGAUCAAUAUGUGCGAAAGCACGACGCCGCUUAGUCGCAUGAGUGAACCCUGCAAAAACUAUCUGCGGAACAUACAGCUGAAGAAGUUUGUAAUCGAUAUUAUCAACGACCUGCACGACAGUCUGAACAACAUGAUACAGAUGGUCAAUCCAAGCACCAUAUCCCACAGUCCCUGUGUGUUGUGUCAGGUGUUCAAAGAAGGCGUCAAAGAAUGUCUCACCGCGUUUGUGAAGCUGCUCCAAUUCUGCAACAUCUUUACGAAGGACGCCACUACCUUCACACGGCAGCAACGGCACGAGAUUAUCAAGUACGUGCGAACCCGUAUGCCGAUCUAUCUGUCACAGGUGCAUCAGCUUCUGCAGAAUGUAAACCUAGUACUGGGUAGCCUAUCGCCAGACGAUCGUAACGAUCUGGUGUCCUACCUGGUGCCGGAAAUAACCGGUGCGCUGGAGGUACUUACGUCCGCAGUCUCCGAAAUUAAGCUAUCCCUGGAAGAGGUCUGCAAGGAUCUGAAAAGCAGCCAGCAGGAGCAGCAGCAACAGCAGAAACUGCACGAAAGUUCUGUACAUCCUCAGGGCCGUGCGCAGACCGGUAAUCACCGGAGCGGUCGUAGUAGCCAAUCGACGCAGUUGGCCGGCAACCGUUCCAGUGCAGAACGUACUCGCAGCCAUGCGCGCAGUACCACCGUGCAGUCCCGGCUCGGUCAGAGCACGUCCGAGUCGGACCUUAAGUUCUUCCUGUACAUGUACGAGGUGAAAAAGAUGCGUGAUAUUUAUGGGCGCGUUACGAAUGCGCUCGAGGUGUUACUACACAAGAAAAAUACGUUUAACGAGAUGAAUUUACUGCACCAACAUCAAACGGUAAUGCGCAACUUGGAGCAGCUGGCGAUGGAGGUACCGUCCGCCAUUGGGCAGCUGGAGGAGCUUUGCGACACGAUAGACGAGAAGAUCGGUUGGAAGGAGUUCAAAUUUUGCUUCAAGUUUCUCACUAGUCAAGUGAACGGCAUUGUUUCAAAGCUGCUGGAGCACAAGUCUGCCCUUAACGAUGCAAUGUUCUAUAUCUCCACUCUAGUGCAGAAGGAACAGUUUACGUGUGCGCUGGUGGAAUUGGGCCUGUUGGACAAACGUAGCGUCGAUCCGGCACUGCUGCACGAGUGUGCGGCACGUCGCAGUGCGGUGCGAUCGAGUGGCCAGCGACAGCUCGAGUACGCCACCGUCAAGAUGAAUCUGGUGCAAAAUCUGUGUGAAUCACCGACCGCCGCCCACAGCAGUUUGUCGAAGAAUGCGUUGAAGCUGCUGCAUUCGGGGCAGCUGGCGGAUAUGGAGUUCGAGGUAGUGGUACCGCAGAUGGAGCAGCAGAACGAAAACGUUACGCCGACGACGUCGUGCGAUUUUAGCCCGGACGAGGGCCUAUUGCUCAACGGUGCGAACAAGGGUGCUAAUGGUGGUGGAGGUAGAAGUGAAACCGCAACGGCUGUGAAUGCUUCCAGUAGUGGCAAUAGUAACGGUAGUAAUGCUAAAGGAAACAAUACGAAAGGUGCACAGUCGCACUGCUUCAAAGCCCAUCGUGUGAUAGUGGCGGCCCGGUGCGAAUGGUUCAAGAAGGCAUUACUGUCCGGCAUGCAGGAAGAUAUUAAUCGUAAGAUUAUUAUUUACGAUACCUCGCCGGUAAUCUUUCGCCGGUUGCUACUCUACCUGUACGGUGCACCAGUAGAUCGGUCCGUCGGUGUCGAUCAGCUGUGCGAGCUGAUGCUGCUGGCCGACCGGUACUCGGUCGACAACCUGAAAGCUAUCUGUGAGCAAACGCUGGUCGCAUCGAUCGACAGCGAGUCGGUCAUCUGUCUGUACGGCAUAUCGGAUCGUUUUAAUGCGGCCGCAUUGAAGGCUCGGUGCCUAUCGUACCUAUCGCAGCAUACUGAACUGACACAACUCGAUAUCUUCCAGGAACUCCCAGUGUAUCUGCAGAACGAGGUGCAGGAGUUGAUACGGUGGUGCGGCAGAGCACCGGAACCGUGGUGCGAUCGGGGACCGGAGCGCUCCAGGUCGGACCGUGGCUCACGCCACAGCCUAAAGAGCCCGUCGAAAGCAUCGAAAUCGUCACGGUCGCGUAAAACGUCACCAUCCUUCAUGUGACCGUGAUGCCGCAUACGCUCGACAACCUAUAUGAUUCAUUGAUUGCUGUGACCAUUAAUCAUCUGCCCAAUUGCGACGGCAGGGCAAGUGUUUAAUGAAUACUAUACUAAAAACUCCGUAGUAAUUAAAAUUGAUAACAAAAACAAAAAAAAAAAACAAACAAAGGUCGUUAUACAUAUUCUUGAACAAGGGAUUUACUUUAAGCGACUUAUGUGGCUGUAGAUAGUAUUUAAAAUUUUCAACCGAACCGACCUAAUACCGGUGGCAAGGGAAUAUAAAGCUUUCCGUUUUCUCGCUGGAAAGCUGGAUAGUGGCUAAAAGACAUUUAGGACAGAACCUGCAUACGGAACAUUCGCACGAAACAGUACAGUUAUAGUACAACCGUUGGACGUGAUAUUGUGAUUGGUUUUUGGGGACUUUUUUGUUUAGUUGUGACAUAAGUAGUCAUUGAUUAAAAAAAGAGAAAAACCAAAACACCCACCCAGCAACAUCCACAUGUCGAAGGUUUUGCGAUUUUGCGAUUAUCGGUAGUUAGGAAAAUGGUUAGAAUAUGGAUAGGGCACUGAACGCGAUCAGUACACGGUGUGAUCAAUUGCGGUUUAGGAGGGAGGGAUGAUCGCUUAUUCAAACUCGUUUGUUCAAACACAUACUGUGCUAAAUGGAUUUAAUGCUAGCAAGUAAAUGAGAUAUGUAUAGAUGUGUGUGUAUGUUUGUGUGUGAGUGUGUAACAUGUACGUUGGCAAGCCAGACAAGUAACUGGUUUUUAAUAGGCAUUUUGUUUCCAUUGUUGUUUUGUUUUAAAUGUGUUUUUUUCACAAUAAUUCCAUUGUACCCGGAGUAAUGCGUUUUCUGAAAUUCCUUACAAAAUAAAGUUGUUUAUAAAUUAUAUCAACGAAGAGGUAGGAAUCUGAUAGUGUUACUUUGUCGAUGUGCGAAGUGCAUACUUUACGGCGCUUUUUAAGUAUCAUUAGGGCGCAUACUGCGGUUUAUUAGGCGCUUUGUCAAUACCUGUUUUCUGAGAUAUUUUUAUUUAAUUUAAAUGCGUACAGUGUUUUUUUUUUAAGAAAUGUUCUGCAUUUAACUAGAUGCAAGGGAAAUAUGUGCAUAACAAAAACAAACUUUGUGUGCGGUGUGAAUGUGAUCACUAUCGGUUUAGGCUGUAACGGUAGCGUUUAGUACCUUCUAUCACUCGAUACGGUGCUGUACGGUAGAUUUGGCCGUUUAAUGUUUGUAUUU